Molecule: messenger RNA, 462 nt
Organism: Apis florea (little honeybee)
Lineage: Eukaryota; Metazoa; Arthropoda; Insecta; Hymenoptera; Apidae
Product: zinc finger protein 691-like
Source: RefSeq, a predicted model, not a curated record
AUGUACGGCCAGUUACACUCGUCGUACAUCCGCCCUGAAAUGAUAGGAGGAGGGAGAUCGUUGGGUGGCGAUGCGGGUUAUCAGCAACCGGGAAGAGAUUUCUCCAAGUCGCAGCCGAAGGACGAGUCGUUCCUCUACGUGGAGGCAGGCGGUUGUCGUCAAGAGCCUCCUCCCCCCCCGUUGCCAACCUCCGUUUCUUCGAGGGCCCACUGGCCCGACAGUGUCUCCGUUCAAAAUUCCGUGCCGAGGAAAAAGUUUUAUUGUCCACGGUGUAACAGUGGUUACACCCGGCUGUCCGACAUGAAAACCCAUUGCCAUUUCCAGUGCGGUAAAGAGCCCCGUUACCAGUGCCCGUAUUGCACCAAGAAGGCGAAAUUCUCCUCGAACAUGUACGUCCACGUGCGACGUAUGCACAAGGACGAGAAGUUGCAGAUCAUCGACUUGUAUAAACAAUUGUCCAGA